GAAAAACCCUUCUCAACAGGCGGCAAAAUAGCGCCGUCAACUAGAAAGGCAACUGCGCGGCGGCUGAACUCCGGCGAGUAACCUCGUCUCGCCAUCUAUUUUAUUCUCAUUGCAAUUGACUGCUGCUAUUACUAUUUGUCUAAUAUUCUCGUACAAAAAUUCCGAGCCAUGGAUUUGGAAAUUAAUUACGAAAUUGCACGGGUAGCGGAAUUCAUCCUCAGCCAUAGCUUCACCAGAGUAGCACUACAGUUCCCAGAUGAGCUACUGAAAGAUUCUAUGAGGGUGGUGAAAGCUCUGCGCAAAGAGAUAAAUUCUUCUGCUGUGAAGCUGUAUGUAAUGGCUGACACAACUUAUGGAAGCUGCUGUGUCGAUGAAGUCGGGGCGGCUCACGUAAAUGCCGAGUGUGUCGUUCAUUACGGCCAUACUUGCCUCAGCCCGACAUCGAAGCUACCUGCACUGUUCAUAUUCGAAAAGGCUUCAAUUAGCACAUCGAAUUGUGCAUUGAAAUUGCUCGAUUACGGGAUGACAAGCGACAAGCCAAUUUUGGUUCUUUUUGGACUGGAAUAUGCACAUGCAAUACCAGAAAUAAAGAAAAAUUUAGCAUAUAGCGUUUCAACCAUAGUGGGGUCCGCAUCCAUGUCGAGCCUCCUUUUUGCCGAUGUAAUCUGUUCAUUUAUAAGCCCAUCCGAAACAUGUCAACCAGCAAGUCAAGUGGGACCCGUCGAUAGCCAAAAUUACAGCAUUGGAGGUUUGACUUGGAGAUUACCCGAGGGGCGGAAAAUGGAGGAUUAUUCGCUUUUCUGGAUUGGAUCGGACAAUCCAGCGUUUUCGAAUGUUGUACUGACGUUUAACAGCUGUGAAAUAGUCAGAUAUGAUGCAGCAGAAGAUUGUUUGAUGACCGACGUAUCUCAGCAGAAGAAAAUCCUUAGGCGUAGAUACUAUCUAGUUGAGAAAGCGAAGGAUGCAAACAUGAUCGGAAUCUUGGUUGGAACACUUGGUGCAGCUGGUUAUCUUCACAUGAUUCAUCAGAUGAGGGACCUGAUAACAAAAGCUGGGAAAAAGUCGUAUACUUUUGUUAUGGGAAGACCAAAUCCUGCAAAGCUUGCCAAUUUUCCCGAGUGCGAUGUUUUUAUUAAUGUCUCGUGCCCGCAAACAGCUCUAUUUGAUAGUAAGGAGUUUUUAGCUCCUAUAAUUACUCCAUUUGAAGCUAUGCUUGCUUUAGAGAGGGGAAGUCAAUGGACAGGAGCAUAUGUAAUGGAAUUUCGAGAUUUAAUUGCUUCAACGCCUUCCAUACCAAGUGAGCAAUCUGAAGAAGCAAGGUUUUCUUUCAUCCAAGGUGGUUACGUUGAAGAUUUGGAUAUGCAAGAUACGGAGGAGGUAGAGAAGGAUGAAAUACUUGCACUAGUGAAUACUACAGAGAAGGCUCUUCAAGUGCGUGAUGACAACACUCAACACCUCACAAAAAGUGACGCAAAAUCCGGAGCUGAAUUUUUUGCGAGCCGAUCAUAUCAUGGUCUCGAUAUUAACAGCACCGAUUCAGCUCCGGGGAAUUUUUUGACUGGUAGAAGUGGGAAAGCAUCAGGGUACACACACGAGAAAACCGAGAAGUCACAUCUCUAACUUAUUAUAUAAUCGCAUAUUUAUGAAGUGAAAAGUUUAGAGCAUAGGUAGCUCACUUUGUUUAAGAUCUAUAUUUCCUAAUAAGCAGAAUACAUGCAGUUGUUAAGAAAAUAUAAGAGGCCAUUUUUGUAUCUGCACUCUAUUAUUUAAAUUAAAAAAAAACAUUAAGUCUUGUUUGUUAUGUCUUUCUCUCACUUUUUAUCAUAAGUUGUAAUUCUCUUUGUAGUUGCAUAAAUUGAAAUAAACCAUUCUUGAGGUGU
Molecule: messenger RNA, 1880 nt
Organism: Erythranthe guttata (spotted monkey flower)
Lineage: Eukaryota; Viridiplantae; Streptophyta; Magnoliopsida; Lamiales; Phrymaceae
Source: RefSeq, a predicted model, not a curated record